AUGCAUAAUUCGCACAGGGAGACCAUUUUACAUUUACAAACUCGAAAUAUAGCUGAUGCUCAAUUAGCAUCAUUUAUUGAACAAGAAAAUCGAAAACAACAUUUUCGAUCAGUCGUACAUAUAUUAACUGAAAGAUGUUGGGAUUUAUGUUCACCAAAUAUAUCAUCAAGACUUGAUGAUAGAAGUGAAAAAUGUUUGGCUGAUUGUGUUGAACGUUUUCUUGAUUCAAGUAAUUAUAUUAUGAAUAAAAUUAGUCAAGAAGGUGUUGCAGCACGUACAAGAAUCAAUGCAAAUGAAUUUAGUUCAUUAACAGAUUUUUCAUUAGGUGCACCUGAUAUCGGUCUUCAAACACCAGACUUUUUUACUGAUUAUAAUCCAUCAUCUUCAUCAAGUCAACAAGAAAAAAAGAGUAAUUGGAAAUUUUGGUAG
Molecule: messenger RNA, 429 nt
Organism: Rotaria sp. Silwood1
Lineage: Eukaryota; Metazoa; Rotifera; Eurotatoria; Philodinida; Philodinidae
Source: the annotation of a GenBank genome assembly